GGCGCAGUUUAUGUCUUCGGUGAAAAUUGCUUUUCUUUCAUCGAUAAAGAGGAAGAUAAACCCGAAAUGAGGCACUGAGUUGAGAACUACGACGUGCUAUCUUUUCGUUUCCCAUUUCACUUUUCCCUCAUGGACAGAGAACUGUACAUCCUUAUAAACCAUUCCCAACCCUUCUUCUCUCCUUCUUCUUGAUAUCCCUUCCAGGAAAGAAAAGCACCAUGGACACUCGAUCCAAGAUCCUACCCCGAGGGGGUCAGGCGACACAGCUUCGCCAAAAGAACAACGAAUGGAGCAAUAAGUACUUUGCAAUAGCCAUCGGCGCUAUGAUGGUAAUUGGCAUAGUAUAUCAUUGGAUAAAUGUCCUAUAUUUCCAAAAAGGGCGGGAAAAAAACAACCCUAUCAUCUCCAAAGUCGUUACAUACCAGAGGAAGAUUUAUCGCUUUCUUUCUAGAAAACUCGCCGGCGUUUCGGUUCAUAGAAUGAUCCUAUACGGUCUCUACUGGGGAAUUAACCUGAUCUUAGCUCUGACGAAUGUGGACUUGAGUAAUCUCAUAUAUGUCGCCAAACGAUUCGGCUGGAUAACAGUAGCAAACUUCGUCCUCCUAGUUUUCCUCGCUCUUCGAAACACACCCUUAGCCCCGCUAUCAGCCAAUUCCUACGAAAAACUCCGCCCCCUCCACAAAGUAGCAGGAUACACAUGCAUCUUCUCAGUAUGGAUGCAUGCCAUCGUGUAUUUGAGCGCGUGGUCAAAGUCCGGAAACCUAAAGUCUAUGCUCAAGACUAACCAGAUUGCGGGGUUGGUUGCUGGCAUUGCCAUGCUGAUCAUUGCUGUUUCGACGGUGCCGUUGGUGUAUCGACGUUAUUAUGAAGUAUUCUACCUCAUCCACCUCAUCAUGUUCCUACUCAUCCUCAUCAUGGUAGCCAUGCACCGUCCGAAAUUCUCCACAUCAACCGUGAUAAUCAUCAUCUUCACAGCCUGUCUCUGGUUCACAGACCGAUUACUUCGCUUCUUGAAGAUCUGCUGGAACUUUCCCAGAAACUACGCCACCCUCACUGCUCUCCCAGACGGUGCGAUUCGAGUGCGCCUCUCUCGCCCCGUGAGAGCCGUGGCUGGAUCUCAUGCUUUCCUCUGGAUCCCCGCCAUUCGACUGAUCGAGACACAUCCAUUCACGAUGUUGACGACGGAUCCGCCCGAGUUCGUUAUCAAGGUCCAUGAUGGAUUUACGAGAGACUUGUGGAAAUAUGCCUCUGGGGAGCACAAAAAGGAGCAGAAGCUCCGAUGUUCCAUUGAUGGAGGAUACGGACAGGUUUUGAAUUUCAAACAGUUCGAUACAGUGAUUCUUAUAGCGGGUGGAAGCGGUGCAAGUUUUACGUUUGCUAUUGCUCUGGACUUGAUCCGGAGAAAGUCAGAUGUGAAGCGUAUUGAUUUUAUUUGGGCGGUGCGGUCUCAAGACAUCUUAACGUGGUACGACAAUGAGCUGCGUGAACUCCAAUCGGACCCUCGGAUCAACUUCCAUACCUACAUUACUCGAUAUGCAAUGGCCAUAGACGAAGUCACUGGAAUCCCUACUCCGUCUUCACCUGACUGCUCUGAUUCUGAUCCUUCCUCUCCGACGGCAGAGACCACGGUCUAUGAUAUCGAGAAGGGCGCUGCUCCAGAAACGACGAAGGAGAAACUGCCUUUUUCUAUGAAUAUACAUCAAGGGCGCCCGAAUAUUUCUGAUUUGAUUGAAGCUACGAUCUCAUGUACAGAUCCAAAAGACCGUAUUGCUGUUGGAGUAUGCGGGCCUGGUGAUCUCGUAGAUAGGACACGGGAGGGUGUGAGUCGAGAUGUUUACGACAAUGGCCCGUCGAUCACAUUAUAUAGCGAGGAGUUUAGAUGGUAAUGAAUAUAUGACUUGGGAG
Molecule: messenger RNA, 1905 nt
Organism: Paecilomyces variotii
Lineage: Eukaryota; Fungi; Ascomycota; Eurotiomycetes; Eurotiales; Thermoascaceae
Product: ferric reductase NAD binding domain-containing protein
Exons: 7
Coding region: 219-1886 (555 amino acids)
Biological process (GO): copper ion import; intracellular iron ion homeostasis; iron ion transport
Cellular component (GO): plasma membrane
Molecular function (GO): ferric-chelate reductase activity
Source: RefSeq, a predicted model, not a curated record